This is a messenger RNA of Dermatophagoides pteronyssinus (European house dust mite), 1002 nucleotides long. Its product is annotated as STI1-like protein. The record is from RefSeq and is a predicted model, not a curated record. NCBI's taxonomy places the organism in Eukaryota, Metazoa, Arthropoda, Arachnida, Sarcoptiformes, Pyroglyphidae.
AUGAGCAACGUAGAAUUAGCAAUAACACUUAAAAAUCAAGGUAACGAAGCUUACAAGGCUAGGAACUUUGAAGAGGCUGAAAAGCUUUACACACAGGCUUAUGAACAAGACGAAACUAAUUUAAUGAUACUUUUCAAUCUAGCAGCAGUGUACAUGGAACAAAAACGAUACGAUGAAGGUAUUGAAGUUCUUAACAAGGCUUUAGAAAAGCGUCUCGAAGUAAGAUUACCAUAUACUCAAGUGGCUAAGCUACACGAGAGAUUAGCUAAAAUAUACUUGGCAAUAGAAAACUAUGACGAAGCUAUACAAUGUUAUAAAAACGCUUUGCUUGAAGUUCAAGACAAGAAAUAUCGCUUAGCUUUAAAAGAAAUAGAACGUCUUCGAGAUGAGAUAGCUCGGAAGGAAUACAUAAAUCCUGAAAUUGCUGAACAACACAAGCUAAAAGGUAAUGAAUAUUUCAAGGUUAAAGAUUUUCCAGCAGCGAAAGCAGAAUACGAUGAAGCAAUAAAGAGAAAUCCACAAGACCCAAAACUUUACAGUAACAGGGCUGCAGCUUUUUCAAGCUUACUUGAAUUUCCAUGUGCAUUAAAAGAUUGCGAAAAAGCUUUAGAAUUAGACCCCAAUUUUGUUAAAGCUUAUAGCCGCAAAGGGUACUGUUACUUACAAAUGAAGAAUUAUAAAAAAGCUAAAGAGGCUUAUUCAGCUGGUUUAAGGAUUGAUUCGAAUAGUAAUGAAUGUAAAGCAGGACUUCAAAACGUACAAAUGGCGAUCAUGCAACAGAUGUACGAAAAACCUAGUGAAGAACAAAUGGCUAGAGCCAUGGCUGACCCAGAAGUUUCAGCUAUUAUAAACGAUCCACAAAUGCAAAUGAUUUUGAAAUCUAUCAGCGAAUCCCCGGCCAAGAUUGCUCAAUAUAUGGCUGAUCCUAAAAUAAGCGGUGCUAUUGAAACGCUGAUUUCAGCUGGAGUUCUUCGUUUCGGAUCUCCAGAAUCAACGAAUUAG